UCAUAUUCAGCAAAGACUCGACCAGGUUCACAAUAAAUGUUCAGAGAGGGACUCGACAUAUCUGGGAUUGAUCCAUGAAAAAUUCCUCGGGAGUUACUCGUCCGGAUUUGCUCUCGAAUCCUCUAGAGUCUACAUCGAUAGAUUGACGCUUUACAUGCUUCCGCCAUCCUACUUUUCAUGAAGUGUCGUAGAAGAACAGGAGGAGUUGCGUCAUUAGCAGAUGGACUGUUUUGUUUUCAUUUGGUGAUUAUCAGAAUGAUAUUUUAAAUAAUCGUUGACAAAAUGGACCAUUCUACGCGCCAUAAUUCGGAAAGUGAAGUAGACGCAAUCGAAAACAAACAACCUUUGAAAAGGUUACAGAUUGCUUUACAUAGAAUCGUUAAAGUUUCGAUUCCAUUACAUCUUGAUUUACUCGGUAAACACAAAGAAAAUAUUGAAAAGUUUCAGAAUGAAGGACAAUGGAAUCUUGUACAUUCAGAGCAAGUAAAUGCUUCAAGGACUGUGCAACAAUUAAAGUCUGAUAUUUAUGAAUUAGAAACUGUUCGACAACAAGUGAAACCAGAAGAAUUAGCAGAAUUUGAUAAAAGAGUUGAAAAUAGUCGUACAAAAGCAUUGGAAGCUAUAGAUUCCUUUAUUGAAAUUCAUUCGUCAGUUGUUCAACCAUUUAAACCUCUUUUACUGGAUAACAAUGAUGCAAAGCCAGCACUUAUCAAACGUAGUCCAACUCCUCCAAUGGUAUCUCUUCCAGAAGAAUUUUUUAACCAAAAUCCAAUAAUACCUGAAGCAGAAGAAGCAGUUGAAACAGGUGAACAGAAGCUACAGUUGAAAAUUGAACCUCCAAAGAAUUCAUUAGCUUCUAGGUCAUGGAACACUUUGAAAUCUGAUCUCUUGGAAUUGAAUGCUUUAAUUCGUAAUUUUGCUCUGUUUGUCACACAUCAACAAGUAGCUAUCAACAGUAUUGAAUACAAUGUGGAGAGUGCACAUCAUAGUGUUAGAGAAGGCACGAAAAGUCUCGGAAAGGCAGCUGCCUUGAAAGCUGCGAUGCUACCAGUGACAGGAGCAGUAAUAGGUGGAAUUGUCGGAGGACCAAUUGGUCUUUUGGCUGGUUUCAAAUUGGCUGGUGUAGCAGGUUUAGUUAGCGGUGGAGUUUUAGGAUUUACUGGAGGUAAAUAUUUACAGAAGAAGAAAACUAAAGUUAGUGAUGUAGAAUUGCAAAAUUUAUCGUCAUCGUCCAUUCAAAGAUCCCAUUCAUCUCCCGACUUAAACAACGAAAUUUCUUAACAACUGGUUAUAGUUUUCAAUUUAUACUCUGUGUAUAAUUAUUUUGGACUGUUAUCAAGUAUGAUUAAAUUUUACAUAAAAGAUAAUCUCAUAUGUGUAAACUAUUCAAUGUAAAUACUUAAAUCUAUUUUUUUUAUUGGUUUUAUUUAUAAUUAUCCUUUCCCAUAUACUUAUCCCUAAAUUUAUACUGUAAAUUUCAUCUUAAUGGUAAUGUAUCUAUAGCUUGUUAAAUCAUACAGGCAUCCUGUAAAUAUCAAUUUUAUUAAUUUUUAAAAUUAAUUUAUUAUAGAAUGUAAGAAGUUUAGUAUUAUAAUGAAAAUUGUUUUCUUUUUAU
Centruroides sculpturatus (bark scorpion) is the source of this 1615-nucleotide messenger RNA. RefSeq names its product syntaxin-17-like (gene Syx17). The record is from RefSeq and is a predicted model, not a curated record. NCBI's taxonomy places the organism in Eukaryota, Metazoa, Arthropoda, Arachnida, Scorpiones, Buthidae. The transcript is spliced from 8 exons. Gene Ontology annotation, cellular component: membrane. Gene Ontology annotation, biological process: vesicle-mediated transport. The coding region runs from base 283 to 1281 and encodes 332 amino acids.